AUGUCUCACCCACCUUCACUUAUCGCUUCUUUUCGGUCCGGGUUUUCCCAGAAAUCUCAACGUGAUAUGUGGGAUAUGUCUGAGGUGAUGUGGCAUUUUUCUCGUCUGGUCCGUCUUCUUUCAGGCCAAGAUCUCUUUUUAUUCCAAAAGUUGUAUGAGAUUGUUUACAAGUACGAGGAGGCUCUAUCGGACCCUAUAGACUAUGGCAGGCUAUUCCGCGAGCGAACUAUGCUCCCGAGCAACAAGCAGCUUCUGUCAAUGUUGGGUGAAGAUAACCUCCCAGAUGGAGAAGUCAAAGAGAGGGAGAAGGAUGUCUUUUCAGGUGUCAAAUCAGACAGGCUAGCUAUUGCGAGAAAGCUAACCAUCAUGUCUGAGAUGAACCCAGGAUUUGUGGGAGAUGAGAGCCUUUGGAGGUGGCUUGAAGAAGUUCUGAAGGAAUUUACUUGA
Molecule: messenger RNA, 447 nt
Organism: Fusarium sp. VM40
Lineage: Eukaryota; Fungi; Ascomycota; Sordariomycetes; Hypocreales; Nectriaceae
Source: the annotation of a GenBank genome assembly